GUCGCGGACAGUUGUUUUCGACAUGUUCACGAGUACGCAUCUCUCCACUCGUAGUCAGACCGAUCAGUUGCGAAAUCCAAACUACAAAGAGGAUAUCAUUUACGUGACGAAACACAAUAAAUGGGUUUUGAAUUCCAUUGGGAUUUGGCCGGCUAUGGUGGAGGGUAUCGGCAAAUUUUUACCAAAAAUCGCAAUCGGACUAAGUAAUUUAAUAUUGUUUUUCACCUUGGUGCAGUGUGUGCUACACAUUGUAUUGGAGCAAAAAGAUCCUUUGCUAAGACUAAAGAUUCUGGGCUUAACAUGCUUUUCUUUUAUCUCCCUGAUGAAAUAUUGGGCUCUGACAAUACGCAAACCGAAAAUCGAAUAUUGUAUCGAACAGUUAUAUGCUGAUUGGAAACAGAUAGAAUACCAAAGAGAUCGCAAGUUAAUGCUAAAAUAUGGGAAGAUUGGACGAAGACUGACCGUGUACAGUGCUGUGUUUAUGUACAGCGGUGGCAUAAUCUAUCACACGGCCAUGCAAUAUGCGAUCGGAUCGUACGUCGAUGAAUUUAAUCGUACGAUCAAAUUACUGGUAUAUCCUACGUACAGUGGUCUUUACGACGUUCAAAAAAGUCCCGUUUAUGAACUCGUGUACAUUCUCCAAUGCAUGUGCGGGUAUGUGUUUGACACUGUGACAGUUGGAGCUUGUGGACUGGCUGCACUUUUCGCAACACACACCUGUGGACAGAUUGACGUCAUUAUGUCUCGACUGAAUGAUUUGAUUGAUGGAAAAUUUUCCAAGGAAAAUUCUAAUACGAGCGUUCGACUGAUGGAAAUCGUUGAACAUCAUAUAAGAACUUUAAAAUUCUCUGCGAUGGUUGAGACGGUUCUUCAAGAAGUGUGCUUUUUAGAAUUCAUUGGAACAACGUUUGUAAUGUGCUUGCUCGAAUACUAUUGCAUAACGGACUGGCAACAGAAUAAUAAAAUUGGUCUGACAACAUAUUCGUUAUUGUUAAUAUCCUUGACGUUCAAUAUGUUUUUACUAUGUUACAUUGGUGAUCUGCUAAUUGAAAAGAGUACUAACGUUGGAAUAUCCUGUUGCAUGAUAGAUUGGUACCGCUUACCAGCCAAGUCGGUGCAAGACCUCGUUUUGAUCAUCGCAAUGUCAAGUAAUCCGGCAAAAAUUAGCGCCGGUAGAAUAGUUAAUUUAUCCUUGUCUACAUUCGCAAGUGUAAUUUUUUACAAAUAUUCUAACUAUUCAAAAUUGAUGUCAGCUAUUUAUCUGCUGACAAUUAAAUGUAACUCUAUCUUUACAGGUUCUAAAGACGUCAUUCGCGUACUUAAAUUUCCUCCGAACUGCCCUUGUGUAGUAAUUUAAUAAUUGUUCAAUUUCCCAAUAUUUAAGCGUAGAAUGAUAAAUAAACAAUUAUAUCGUAAAAGUA
This is a messenger RNA of Bombus terrestris (buff-tailed bumblebee), 1421 nucleotides long. RefSeq names its product odorant receptor 13a-like. The record is from RefSeq and is a predicted model, not a curated record. The coding region runs from base 23 to 1357 and encodes 444 amino acids. The transcript has 5 exons. Lineage: Eukaryota; Metazoa; Arthropoda; Insecta; Hymenoptera; Apidae. Gene Ontology annotation, biological process: sensory perception of smell; detection of chemical stimulus involved in sensory perception of smell. Gene Ontology annotation, cellular component: plasma membrane. Gene Ontology annotation, molecular function: olfactory receptor activity; odorant binding.